GGCCGGCGGGCGGCUGAGGGGCGGGGUGAGGCGGCAACGACGGCUGGGCCGGGGCGGACGCGGCAGGCGGGGCGAUAAGAGUCGGUGCGGGCUCAUCUUCUGCCUCAGUACAGUGGGUGGCCGUGGUUGGGCCUGUGCUGGGGUAGCUGUGGUACCGCCGUUGCUGUUUGUCCGCGUACCUCGGCCCUUCGCUUCCUCAGGCCUAGCGGCGGCGAUGGGUUCCCGGGCAUCCACUCUGCUGCGGGACGAGGAGAUCGAGGAGAUCAAGAAGGAGACGGGCUUCUCCCACAGUCAAAUUACUCGCUUGUACAGUCGCUUCACCAGCCUAGACAAAGGAGAAAAUGGCACUCUUAGCCGUGAAGACUUCCAGCGGAUUCCAGAGCUUGCCAUCAAUCCUCUGGGAGACAGAAUUAUCAAUGCCUUCUUUCCAGAAGGAGAGGACCAGGUGAAUUUCCGUGGAUUCAUGAGAACACUAGCCCACUUCAGACCGAUAGAAGAUAAUGAAAAGAGCAAAGAUCAGAAUGGACCGGAACCACUGAACAGCCGAAGUAACAAGCUCCACUUUGCUUUUCGGUUAUAUGAUCUAGAUAAAGAUGACAAGAUUUCCAGAGAUGAGCUUCUUCAGGUAUUACGGAUGAUGGUUGGUGUAAACAUUUCAGAUGAGCAGCUGGGCAGCAUUGCUGACAGGACAAUCCAGGAAGCUGACCAAGAUGGAGACAGUGCUAUCUCUUUUGCAGAGUUUGUAAAGGUUUUGGAGAAGGUGGAUGUGGAGCAGAAAAUGAGCAUUCGAUUUCUUCACUGAUGCAUGGAGAACCUACUCCUUUCUGCCCCUACUAUAUAAUAAAUAGAACUUCAUUUUCUCCUUGGCACCUUCCCCCAGAGCAUUGCUACUGGUGCAUAUACAAUACAUCUCCAACCCUUCCCUGAUUUGUUCUACCAUGUGAACAUUCCUUGUGCAUCAGGAACAAAGGGAAAUGGCUGCCAUGCAACUUGGAAAGGAGCAUUUUUUAAAAAAAAAAUCUUUGCCUUUCAUAUUUUUACCCUUUAUCCCAUAUCUCCUUCUGCACUACUGUUUCAGCAAAAAUGUCUCUCCUUAUGUACUGCUGUUUAAUCUACAAACUGAUUCUUCUGGGCUCUGAAUCAGAAUGGAAAAAUGAGAACACAUGAGAGAAGCACCCUCUGAAACACUUUGGAGACAAGCAUCUACUCAAAUACUAGGUCACUUUUGCUCCAGUAGCAACACUACAAGAGCUGCCUUUUUUUUUUUUCCCCCCAUUUGGCUCUAUGUGCACGUAUGUUUCUUCCCCGAUUCCAAAUCUGCCUCUUACUUGAGGACUUCUCAAUUUCUAUGGCUUUAUUGUAAAACUGGCACUGAAUGCAUGAUGAUAACCUGGAGUACCUUAAAGUACUGUGUAUAAAUCUUAUUAUUUGUGGGAGAGAUUCACAGAUACAACAGGAGAAUCUGUGGUGGAGACAGGCUGUGGUGUCCUCAGAUGGAACAGGAAUUCUGCAGUAAGUAACAUAAAUUGUUCCAGUAGCAAAUGCAGAAACUUGUUUCUUUCCUUUGAGUAGCUUGCAGGCUUGACAGCCAGUGGACCGUAAGUGCCCUCUCCAGGUUGCUUUGCUGUAGGAUCCCUCAUCAGAGUGGUUUCAUCCCUGGAAGUGUGAAUUUGUUUGCUGGUGUACAUAAUGCAAGAAAACUAGUCAUGCCAAAAUCUGAAUUUGUAGAUCUGUCACUGCCCUCCGGUAAUAGUGUCAUGAAACAAAGUACUUUUUUUUUGUUUGUUUGUUUGUUAACAUCACAGUGGCCUGGAUGAUCAGUAAUUACUUAUGUUUUCCAGUAUGGAAAUCCUGGUCUGUCAGAUUUGCAUUGGGGGUGGUAGCUGUAUUUAUGAAAGCUCUGGCAUAAGAAUGUAAUUUGGGGAAGUACGUAUUAUCCGAAAUAUUUCAGAAUACAUUUCUAAACAAAUUUCUUUGCAAGGGUAAGAUGAUUAAUACCAUUAACAUAAUGCUGAUAAAUUCAAGAGAUCAAAAUUAUUGAAGGUUCAAUAGUAACAUUUUCUGUGGCUAGAUUGGCAAGUGAUUAAUCUAGUUCAGCUGGAGCAUCCUGUAGUCUGCAAGGUCCUUCCAAUAAAACAAAAAAAAUCCCUUGGGAGCUUCUUUAUUGAAGAAUCAGUGUUAUAACUCCUUCUCUAUGAUGUCGUGUUAACAUUUCUAUAAAUACUUACCAGUCUCAAACUACCCUCAAACGUCCAUUUCCCUUUUUCUUGGUUCCUGUAAUUGUCACUUGUGUUAAAAAAUAACAUGCAAGUCUCUGAAGGAUUUUUGGUUUGUUUUUAAAUUAAGGAAUUGUAAAGUGAAAUGCUGCACUUCAUUGUUUUGCAGAGUGUGGCACAAUUCCAGAAAGAAAUGUAAAUUAAAAACUCAAUAUGAGAAACAUCAUAGUUUUAUGAUCAUGUCAUGUAAAAUAGGAAUGUAACAAUGGUAACAGAAAAGUAAAAAAAGCGCUUGUAGGCUUUGUGAUCUGCUUAAAAGUAGGUGUUGCUUUCUUCUGGCUAUAUAGUUGUAACCUACAGUUGUGCCUUAUUGUCCCAGUGAGACUGGAUAUUUUAUUUAUCAAUCCAUAAAUAAACCCUCAACUGUAUUUAAAACAAACAAA
Columba livia (rock pigeon) is the source of this 2659-nucleotide messenger RNA. It is a transcript of the gene CHP1, whose product is annotated as calcineurin like EF-hand protein 1. Gene Ontology annotation, molecular function: calcium ion binding. The transcript is spliced from 7 exons. The record is from RefSeq and is a predicted model, not a curated record. NCBI's taxonomy places the organism in Eukaryota, Metazoa, Chordata, Aves, Columbiformes, Columbidae. The coding region runs from base 215 to 802 and encodes 195 amino acids. Gene Ontology annotation, biological process: positive regulation of sodium:proton antiporter activity. Gene Ontology annotation, cellular component: plasma membrane.